AUGCCGGAUUCUGCCAGCACACAACAAGCAGGAGAAAAUACUAAACAGGCAGAGAAUACUGAAGCACCUUCAACUACUGCUGCAGUGAGUGUUUCAGGUGCAACUGGUGCGCAAACCUCCUCACCAACUUCAACUGCACCUACAAAGGGUGAUUCAACAAGGAACACACCCAAUAAACCGAAUACGGUGAACUCAACUACCACCACCACCACCACCACGACAACAACACUUCCUCCUGAACCUUCAAACAGCAAGAAACCAACCAAGAAGGGUGAUGCAGACAGCAGCAGUAUCAGUUCUGUGUGGGUGCGUGUGCCACUACUGAUUGUGGCUGUGUUGUUCUCUGCUACCGUGUACUGA
Messenger RNA from Trypanosoma theileri, 360 nucleotides. RefSeq lists its product as uncharacterized. The transcript has a single exon. Lineage: Eukaryota; Euglenozoa; Kinetoplastea; Trypanosomatida; Trypanosomatidae. The record is from RefSeq and is a predicted model, not a curated record. Bases 1 to 360 code for a protein of 119 amino acids.